UUACGGGUGACAUCUCACACCUUCUUAUUUGUCUGUUAAAAAAAUGAAUCAUUAAAAAUUCACUCACAGCAUCACUUCGCGGACAAAUUAAACUUCACAGCAUUAAAAAUUAACCAUAGUUGAGAGUUUUGCUUGUGAGAUAUGCUAGGCUUUCCUGGUGCUCGAGGAAUCAUGAUGAUUGUUAUUGGAAUUUGUUUUCUUCUGCAUUUUUCUCUUGSUGAAUUAAGGACUAAUGCCACGAGGAACGAGAUAGCAAUGAUAUCAGAACAUCUAACAGAUAUACUCAAGACGUAUGAUAAAAGAAUACGCCCUGAUGCUGAAGGUCCACCCAUCGAAAUAAUAGCAGAGUUUAAAGUUGGUUCAUUGGGAGGAAUCAGUGAAUCCGAAAUGUCAUAUUCCAUGGACAUAUUUUUUCGYCACUGGUGGAGUGAYCCUCGUUUGAAGUCAAACUUCAGCAAACCUAUYACWYUAUCAAUGGACGCUUCAUCGAUAAUCUGGAUACCAGAYACGUACUUUGUCAACUCGAAGUAUUCUAGUUUUCAUAAAGUAAUUGGUGACUGUAUGCGGCUUAUCAUAUGGCCUAAUGGAACCAUAUAUUACAGUGUCAGGGUUGAUCUAGAGCUACGAUGUGAUAUGGAUCUACGACUGUACCCGUUUGAUACCCAGCACUGCCCAUUUAUAGUGGAAAGCCACGCCUAUACCAAAGAUGACAUCAUCUACAAGUGGAACAUGCAGAGAACAAAAGGCGUYGAGGUAGCAUCCAAUCAAACAGCCCAGUUUGUCCUCAUGGAAGCCAUAAUACAUAAUAGUACAAGCGAGAAAAUAGCAGGAACUUAUUCAACUCUUUUCUAUCAGAACGGUAGAUAUCUUAUAAAAAAGAUGGAGAACGGAAUUUCUUUCAAAAUUAGCAUUCGACGUUGUCAGUAG
Exaiptasia diaphana is the source of this 927-nucleotide messenger RNA. RefSeq names its product glycine receptor subunit alpha-1-like. Gene Ontology annotation, biological process: chemical synaptic transmission; regulation of membrane potential; signal transduction. Gene Ontology annotation, molecular function: extracellular ligand-gated monoatomic ion channel activity; transmembrane signaling receptor activity; chloride channel activity. Lineage: Eukaryota; Metazoa; Cnidaria; Anthozoa; Actiniaria; Aiptasiidae. The coding region runs from base 142 to 927 and encodes 261 amino acids. The transcript has 8 exons. The record is from RefSeq and is a predicted model, not a curated record. Gene Ontology annotation, cellular component: synapse; neuron projection; membrane.